Oryza brachyantha (malo sina) is the source of this 1074-nucleotide messenger RNA. RefSeq lists its product as uncharacterized. Gene Ontology annotation, biological process: box C/D snoRNP assembly. Lineage: Eukaryota; Viridiplantae; Streptophyta; Magnoliopsida; Poales; Poaceae. The coding region runs from base 134 to 694 and encodes 186 amino acids. Gene Ontology annotation, molecular function: box C/D methylation guide snoRNP complex binding. The transcript has 5 exons. The record is from RefSeq and is a predicted model, not a curated record.
CCGCCCCGCCGCUCCGGCGCUCCCCUAGCCUCCCCCGAGGCUUCCUCCCUUCCGGUUGCCGGGCCAGCCACAGGACAGGGUCUUCUUCUAGGUCCGGAGGCCACGCCGCACCUCGUCGUCGGUGGCCGCACACAUGGGGGAGCCGAGCAAGGAGCUCCUGGGCCUCCCCUCCGAGCCCAAGCCGCCGUCCCUCAUCGAGUCGCUUCUUGUGCGGAGAGGAGAGCAGCGGCAGCAGCAGCAGCAGCACGAGGAGGGGAAACGCAAGGCGGGGCCUCCCACCGAUCCACUCCCCAAGAGCCAAGUUCUUGGAAGAGUGAAAGAUUUCUUGGGAGAGAUGGCAAAGGCGAACGAGAAACUGCAGCUUGAUGUAAAAAAUAAGCGUCCUGAAGAGUAUGAUAUAGAAGCGCUUACAGGAAAUGAGAAUGAAUAUAUUGAGAUGGAUUUGCUUCUUGGUGUAGCUGACCUGCAUUCAGAGAAAGCUAUAGAGGUGGCUGAAGCAACAAUAAACGGUUUCCCACCUGCAGGAAGGUCAUUCCCUUGUAGCUCAUCUGACUCUGAAGAUGAUAGCGAUGAUAGUGACGAAGAUGGUGGUGAUGAACAAAACAUGUCUGCCAAAGAUGAAGAUGAACCAGAGAUUCAAACAUCAAAAGGAAAGAAGUCCAAUAAACGACAGAAGAUCGUUGUUCUCAACUAGAAUGCUAGGCUGCUAGCCACUCUUGACGAGCAAGGACAUGGAGUUGUAACACAGCGGGGCCAACACCUGGUAUCAGGACAGCUUGAAACAGACAUCCAGAUAUCAGAAUUACCCACCGUAUUUUGUUGUAGAAUGCUCUAGGAUUAUAUGAUUUUUGUCAGGGGUAACUGAUGACGUGUAAGCCCUGCCCCGUGAAUACACUGCGGAAAUGUGUAGCAGUGUUGCAUCUUGGGAAGCCCGGCGAUCGAUUUUGUUUCAUUGAGGCUGCGAUCAUUUCAAGUAUGGAGUUCAGAUUUUUUGCGGGUGCGCUUCAUAAGUUCUUAAACAACAGUGUUUUCGUGCAAAAAUUUCAUAUAAAUGUUUGUGACCUUACUUAAAAA